CAAUCACGGAGGUUAUACCCCAGAGGUUAGCCAUAGGGUUUUUGUCGAAAUGGCUGAGCAUAGAAAGGAUAUGGAGAAGAAAACUAUGCCCAUCCUUGAGACUCUAAGGAGCUACCAAGAUUUGCCUCCGGAUAAAGCUUUAGCGACUAUAAAUUUUAAGGAUAAGAAAAGGCAGUAUGUUACCGCUGAGAAGUAUCUUGAAGAUAUAUUGCAAUCAGCUCUUGCCAAUUCUGGGUGA
This is a messenger RNA of Lotus japonicus, 238 nucleotides long. RefSeq names its product AUGMIN subunit 1. Gene Ontology annotation, biological process: spindle assembly. The coding region runs from base 50 to 238 and encodes 62 amino acids. NCBI's taxonomy places the organism in Eukaryota, Viridiplantae, Streptophyta, Magnoliopsida, Fabales, Fabaceae. The record is from RefSeq and is a predicted model, not a curated record. The transcript is spliced from 3 exons. Gene Ontology annotation, cellular component: cytosol; HAUS complex.